Molecule: messenger RNA, 157 nt
Organism: Prorocentrum cordatum
Lineage: Eukaryota; Dinophyceae; Prorocentrales; Prorocentraceae
Source: the annotation of a GenBank genome assembly
CCCAGAGCGGAGGCCACCAUGCUCCCCUUCUGCGGCUCGCCGCUCUGGUUGCGCUGGGUCGCAGGCCUGCGGCGCAGCGGCCACGGCGGCCCGCUGCAGGUCGUGGAGGGCGGCAGCGAGGCCGGCAGCUGCCUGCUGUGGGCCGCUGCGGCGCUGG